AUAAAUAUUUUCAUAAUAGAACUAGAACAGCAUAUAAAAAUUACUUUAAUUAUAUAUGUUAUAUUUCUGCAGAGAAAAGAGCCACUGUGGUCGACUUCACAUACCCUCACUACCGGGCAAUCCUGAGCAUCAGCUCCAACGCGCCUGGACUCAAAAAUCGGGCACUGGCCGUUCUCUCUUCCUUCACACUUGAGGUAUGGAGUGGAAUCAUGGCUUCCGUGGUGUUCAUGGGUUUUGUCGCCUACGUUCUGUCAGUUGCGUCUGUCUCAUACCAAGAGGACGGGACAAAGAGAGAGAGCCUUCAGGUCUAUGCUUUUAACAUGUUCAGGAAUAUUGUCUCUCAAGGAAAUAUGAUGAUCGUGUCCAAGUGGUCUCAGAGGUUUCUCUUCUAUUCUUGGUACCUCUUUUGCCUCGUGGUUUCAGCCUUAUACUCGGGAAUGCUGACGGCAGUGUUAGCCAUCCCGGCCUACGAGACCCCAAUCAACUUCCUGGAGGACCUGCCCAGAGCCGUCAAGGACGGGUAUACGUUGAGCGUUAUGGCAGACUCCACUAACGAGUACUUGUUCAAGGAGGCCACGGAGGGCAUCUACAAGCAAAUAUGGCCAUUAUUCAACCACAAAGACCGUCCGGAGAGCUUCGUCAGUUCGCCCGUGAUAGGGAUGAAAAGGAUUCUGGAGAGGAAAUACGUGUACAUGGGCCCUUACCUCGUCUCCAGAGUCAUAGCCAUGCAGAUGGGGGACAGAAAGUUUUACUUUGGGCGACAGAAAUUCUUCCCUCAGGAUGUGGGAAUUGCCGUUCCGCAAGGGGCACCUUACAAGAAAAUCUUCGAUCAAAAACUGCUGAGUAUGGUCGAAGGCGGCCUGAUAGCGAAGUGGCAAGAAGAUGAGGUGAGAAAGAUCCCGCAAACAACUUCCGGACAAGAUGAAAGUGGAUCGAAAAUAUCAGCUCUCACCCUCACGCACCUUCAGGCUGCUAUGUACACGGCUGCAAUCGGGUACGUGGUGGCGGGCGUGUCUCUAAUCAUCGAGAAGACUGUUCACUUCUCAUUUGAGAUCAAGGAUGCCUAAAACCAUAGAUAUCGAGAGGAGAGAUUGGACAGCGCAUAGUAGCUAAGCAGUCUGUGAUGUGCACUGCCUGCCGCCAUUGCUAUGCGAUUCUUCUUAUGUAAACAAUAGUGCAAACCCAUACUCUUUAAAAAGUGUUUUCUUGGAUGUCUGUCAAGACUGUCAAAGGAUUUAUACACCAUUUACUAAAUGCAAUAUGCACUGUAUGCAGAAAUAAAAAUAUUUAAUUUUACUGUUAUAUUUUUAUUUUUCUUCAGUUAAGCCAUAAAGCUUUGUAGAUGGUGGCAACUACUUAUGGUCAUGCAGUAUUGGCAGACAAUUGUCUCAGUAGUCUUUGAAGAUUAGUAAAUUGUCUUUGCAGCAUUUACCAAGGACAACGUGUACAAUAUGUAGAAAUAAAAAUUCUAAUUUUGUCUGCAGUAUUUAUACACUUGUACAAUAUAGUUGAUCAAUUCGUCGAUAUUAUGUGCUUUUCUUUCCACCAUAAAUUUAUAGUAGUUUAACUUUCUAGAGGCAUUACUAAUUAUCAUCGUUCUUUAUUCGUGGGUCAAACUGACAAAAUAAUAUUUGACAAUAGUAUGGUAAAAUAAUUGUCAUCUCCAACUCUGUCAUCCCAUACACGCUUUAUCCAUAGGCAAAAUAACCUUAUUAAAACAGCCUAGGUUCAAUAGCCUGAUAUCUACCAGCCAAUAUUCACUAGGACUUGGCUGUACUGUUGGUUGGGAUGAGAAGUGAAACCAGCUCAUCUUAGGUUAGUUCACAAUUUGCGUUUCCAGUUUGAGCCCUAUUCUAAAUCCCGGGAUUUCGGAACAACUAGAAAAUAAUCCAGGGAUUUCUCAGUAAAUACAAUUAUUUUUUAGAUAUUUUUCAUUGUCAACCAAUCAAAGUAAAUGUUUUACAAGGAAUAAAAGAUAAAAUCUAAAUAAUAUGGAUAAUAAAACAAACGGCAUUAAUUUUUACUGGGAUUUGAUGAUAAGAAUAUCAAAGAAUAUAACUUUCAAUGAGUUACAUUGGGAAAUUGUGUCAUCAAGCAAAAUAUAAACAACGGAUCUGGCUCUUUUAGUAGGCAUGUAUUUCUUGAAAUACUAAAUAGCUUUGCCCAACAACGAAUGAUAAUUAAUGAUAUCAUAUAGAAAAUACUCGGUCUCCAUUUGUGACACUAAUCAAUAUCUAUUUUGAAAGCUGCAUCAGUGU
This is a messenger RNA of Macrobrachium nipponense, 2258 nucleotides long. RefSeq names its product glutamate receptor ionotropic, delta-2-like. Gene Ontology annotation, molecular function: ligand-gated monoatomic ion channel activity. The transcript has 7 exons. Lineage: Eukaryota; Metazoa; Arthropoda; Malacostraca; Decapoda; Palaemonidae. The record is from RefSeq and is a predicted model, not a curated record. Gene Ontology annotation, cellular component: membrane. The coding region runs from base 210 to 1067 and encodes 285 amino acids.